Fusarium keratoplasticum is the source of this 780-nucleotide messenger RNA. RefSeq lists its product as uncharacterized. Bases 1 to 780 code for a protein of 259 amino acids. The transcript is spliced from 2 exons. The record is from RefSeq and is a predicted model, not a curated record. NCBI's taxonomy places the organism in Eukaryota, Fungi, Ascomycota, Sordariomycetes, Hypocreales, Nectriaceae.
AUGUCAACGCCGGCACAAAAAGCCAAUCUUGCCCGGAUAAGAGACAACCAAAGGAGGUCGCGGGCUCGCAGAAGAGAGUAUCUCCAGGAGCUCGAGCAACGGCUUCGAGUCUACGAGCUCCAGGGCGUCGAGGCGUCCUCUGAAGUCCAGCAGGCCGCCAGGAGGGUGGCUGAGGAGAACCGUCAGCUUCGUGGUCUCCUCAACCGACACGGCAUCACCGAUGAUUACAUAUCUAGUUACUUGCACACCGGAGGCGCGGCAGCCCAGACCGACCCGACGCCAAUCCCCCACUUCCCCUCGAGCAACCCUAGCGACGCUGUUCAGUCUCUCCAGCACGUUAUAGCGCCCAGGAGACCUGCUCCUCUCGAUCCCGGUGUCUCCUAUGUUGUGCCGCCGCAAGAGAGUCGCGAAACCUCUAUUGCUAGUGUCUCGACGAGCAGCUCCUCCCUGUGGGAGCCAGGGCAAGCUAUCCAACCCGGCCCAGCAUACGGCCGGCCUCUCCCUUCCAACGUUCCCACUCCAAUAGGACGGCAAUCGAUAUCGUCACAGAUGCACCCACAGCAAUACGCCGCGCAGGUGUUUCCUGGCACUCAAGUACCGCGCACUGAAACCUACCACCCAGUGGCUGCACCUGGACCCUUGUUAGAGGAUCCGAGGCGGCAUAGUUAUUCUGUGGCACCUAUGCCUGGGGAUGCCUCAUCAACUUUGGGCUACAGCAUCCCCAUGAACCCAUUUCACAGCCCCGUUGGACCAGACCCUGGGCCUUCAGGACCGUGUUGA